AUGGACCAGGCUAUCUCGGUUAUGGCUCAAUCUGGGUUUUCAGCUCUCAUUGAUUUCAAUCCUAUUCGUGCAACUGAAGUGCAACUCCCUGCUGGUGGGACUUUUGUUAUAGCUCAUUCAUUGGCUGAAUCUCAGAAAGCUGUUACUGCUGCAACUAAUUACAAUAACAGGGUUGUUGAAUGCCGUUUAGCUUCUAUUGUGCUAGGCAUAAAACUUGGAAUGAAACCUCAGGAGGCUAUAAUUGAAGUCAAGACACUUUCAGAUGUUGAAAAUUUGUGUGUUUUGUUCGCGGGUACUCGUGGAUCUUCUGAUCCAGUCCUUGCUGUCAAGGAAUUUUUGAAUGAGGAACCAUAUAGUGCUGAAGAUAUUGAGAAAAUAACUGAAGAAAAACUGCGAGUUAUCUUUACCAAUUCCCCUUCUUCCUUGGACGUGCUGAGAGCUGCAAAACAUUUUAAGUUGCACCAGAGAGCUGCCCAUGUCUACUCCGAAGCCAAGCGUGUACACACUUUCAAAGAUACUGUAUCAUCGAAAUCGAGUGAAGAAGAGAUGCUGAAGAAGCUUGGUGACCUUAUGAAUGACAGCCACCACAGCUGCAGUGUAUUAUAUGAAUGCAGCUGUCGGGAGUUAGAAGAGCUUGUGAAGAUUUGUCGUGAUAAUGAAGCUCUUGGAGCAAGGCUUACGGGAGCUGGAUGGGGUGGUUGUGCUGUUGCCUUGGUGAAGGAAAGCAUCGUUCCUCAAUUUAUCCUUAAUCUCAAGGAGCAAUUUUAUCGAUCAAGAAUUGACAAGGGGAUUAUCAGUAACAACGAUCUUGGCCUCUACAUUUUCGCAUCUAAACCAUCAAGUGGUGCUGCCAUUAUCAAAUUUUAA
Fraxinus pennsylvanica is the source of this 867-nucleotide messenger RNA. The record is from the annotation of a GenBank genome assembly. NCBI's taxonomy places the organism in Eukaryota, Viridiplantae, Streptophyta, Magnoliopsida, Lamiales, Oleaceae.